This is a messenger RNA of Equus caballus (horse), 753 nucleotides long. The record is from RefSeq and is a predicted model, not a curated record. Lineage: Eukaryota; Metazoa; Chordata; Mammalia; Perissodactyla; Equidae.
CACUGCGCCGGCGCAGAGCGGUGCACUUCGGGACUGGUAGUUCCCCGCGGCAUUGUGGGAGUCGUGGUUUGUCUGCGGGCCGGGCGCUGGAGCCUCCGCGGCCUGGGGCUAGAGAUUAGUGACUUGCUCCAGGUCACAUGCCCUGCCGUUGGUGUCACCAGGAAUAGAGUCCGCAUCUGCAGUUCUCCGGGUCCACAGAUGGGACCGAGGCCCCCAGAGGGAAGUCACUUUCCAGAGUGUGUAGGUUCUCCAUCCAGAGCUCGAGUCUUCUGAGUCUUGGGAGCAGUGGGUCCUGGUCUUCCAGCUCCCUCUGCUCGUUUGCCUGUCUGCGUGGACCUCAUUGAUCGGGAGUGAAUUCACGGCUGGUCCAACAUGAACUGGAAGGUGCUUGAGCACGUGCCCCUGCUGCUGUAUAUCUUGGCAGCGAAAACAUUAAUUCUCUGCCUGGCAUUUGCUGGAGUCAAAGUCUACCAGAGGAAGAGACUGGAAGCAAAACAGCGACAGCUGGAAGCUGAGAAGCAGCAGCAGGCGGAGAAGAAAGACAACUAAAGGGAAAUCAGAGAUUUUGUAAUUUAAAUGUCAGCUUGAGGGGACUCCAGCUGAGAAGAAAGAGAAGAAAGACUUAAUUAUUGAAUCAUGGGUCAGAGGAUAAACUCCCAAACUAUAGCUCUAACUUAAAAUAAUGUGAAUUUUUAUGUGCUUUUGAAAGAAACAGUAUUUUGUUUACUGAAAUAAAAUACCUUUGUAAAAAAA